Messenger RNA from Acipenser ruthenus (sterlet), 1470 nucleotides. RefSeq lists its product as uncharacterized. The record is from RefSeq and is a predicted model, not a curated record. The transcript has 3 exons. Lineage: Eukaryota; Metazoa; Chordata; Actinopteri; Acipenseriformes; Acipenseridae. The coding region runs from base 763 to 1470 and encodes 235 amino acids.
ACUACCCAUAGUUUUGUGAAUAUACAGGGUCCAUCGCUGCCAAGAAAGAGAGAAAAAAAAUGUGUUUUCUUCGGCAAUACUUGUAAAUAUUGUCUUUCCAACGCAGCAAUGCAGAACUUAUGAAUUGAAUGUGAGUUUGUGUGUGGAGGAGUGGGGGAGUGUGUGAAUGGAAGUGUUGUAUGCAUGCGAGAGGGAGAAACGUGUCCCUGGGCCCGUUGUCUCUCCUUCCUUCCUGUGAGUGCGGAGCUGGGAAAGAAAGAAAGCAAGGAAGAAAGAAGGGAACCGAGGGAAGGGAGAACGAAUACGGAGCUGUCCAUUUCAGAACCACGCACGGAGGCUUCGGAAAUGACCACAUAUUCGCAUUUUUUAACCCGGUUCUCCCGGGGAACACCGAUGUUUAAUUAAGUUGGUUUUUCAUCGCCAGUGUUUAUGUAGAUGGGAUAUUCCAUCAAUGACUAAUAAUAUCACUGCCUGUUUUUAAAUCUCCCCAGCUGUAAUUCACCGGCUGUAAACUACGAAUACUGCUUCCGAAUUGCUCGUCGCUGUCUGUCUGGUGUGAAGAACAAUGUGUGUCCAGAACUGGAGAAGAGCAGCUGGCACUGUCUCCCUGGGCGUCAUGAUGCAACAGAAUCACACGAGCAGGGGGGGAGAGGGGGAGCAGUGCUAACAACAAAGAAGAGAAGGAGAGAGAGAGGAGGAGGACAGAGAGAGGAGGAAGGCAAGAGAGAGGAAGAAAGAUAGAGAUAAAGAAAUACUGCAGCCAUGACCCAGACGGGUAAGAUCCUGCACCUCUACGUGGACGUGAGAUCGGUCCCAGAGGAAGGGGGGCGACCAGUAGGGGAGGUGUUGAGGGGUACAGACAGAGGGGGGGUCGUCAGGACAGAAUCCCAGCCAACACCCCCCAAACAGAGACGGCCAGCCCCCAGCCCCUCUGUCCCAUCAGAAACAGCGCUCAAGAACAGCACCCAGAACACUCCCAGCAGCUCCAACAAGCCCCAGGCUCGACUGACUGCAUCCCCCCAGCAGCCAGCCAGCCCCAGGGAGCAGGCUGCACUGCAGAGACAGAGUCUGCUUUUCGAUGGGCCCAGGCGAGGGAGGGUUCGGGCACCGGAGCUGGCCAAUCACAGGACAGCUCCCCUGCAGCGCACGAGAUCAGAGUGCGAGCCGUUCAGAAGGGACUGCAGCUCGCCCAUCCCAACAGGCAGGACCACCGCUCCAGUGACGCCGAGCAAUGGGAGGAGGGGAGGGACGGGGGAAGGGGGAUGCGAGGGCCGGAGGUCAUUGGUCACCUAUGGCUACAUCGAGAAGGCUAAUGUGAAGACCGUGUCCAGCCCCUAUCUGUCGAGCCGGCACCCUGACAAGAAGCUGCAAGAGGAGCCGGUGUGCGUGGAAAACCAGGGGCUCUCUCCCAGCCCCAGCCCCAAACUGCCACCAGCCGAGCCCUGGAGGAAUUUGGGUCACCGCAGCUAA